UUUUUCUGAGCUGAAAGACAGGACUUGGAGAGGCCGGCUUAAACUGAACAGCACUCCUGUGGGCUGAAUGCAUGCCAACCCAACAACAGGACGGAACACCGAGAAAAACACUGGGUUACAGACACACAGUCGAUUCAGAAACAGAUGAUAAGAAAUGUGAAGCUCUUUAGUUGUCACAGUGUCGGACCAGUCAACAGUAACCGGGAAAGAUGGCGAGGACACAGACUCGCAUGUUCCUCGCCUGGGCUUUGCUGGGAAUUUUCUUCCUCGGUGUCUCGGUGAAAGGAGAGCUGCAGGGAGAUCAACAGGAGGAGGAGGAGGAUGAGAGGUCCUGUCAGGGCGCCUUCGACCUCUAUUUUGUCCUGGACAAAUCUGGAAGUGUGAAGCAUCACUGGAUAGAGAUUUACUCUUUUGUGGAGCAGCUGGCGAAGAAGUUCAUCAGCCCCAUGCUGCGAAUGUCCUUCAUCGUCUUCUCCUCACACGGAAAAAUUAUUCUAAAACUGACGGAGGACAGGGAGGCCAUCAACGGAGGCUUACAAGGUCUGAGUAGAGUUGUCCCUGGAGGAGACACAUUUAUGAACUUAGGCUUGGAGAUGGCUAAUGCACAGAUUCAUCAAGAGAAGCAAGGGACAGCCAGCGUGAUUAUCGCUCUGACCGAUGGAGAACUAAAUGACUGGCAGUUUGAUACAGCUCAGCGAGAGGCACAGAGGGCCAGGUCAAUGGGAGCCAUUGUUUACUGUGUAGGGGUCAAAGAAUUCAACAAGACUCAGCUGGCCACUAUUGCAGACACUGUGGAACAUGUGUUUCCUGUAACGGGAGGCUUCCAAGCCCUGAGGGGAAUUAUUGACUCGAUCAUUAAGAAGUCCUGCAUUGAGAUUCUAGCGGCCGAGCCGUCCAGUGUGUGCGCAGGAGAGCGUUUCCAGGUGGUGGUGAGAGGAAAUGGCUUCCUCCACGCCAGAAACACUGACCAGGUGCUCUGCAGCUUCAAACUGAAUGAUACACACAGUGUGGAUGAGAGACCAGCUGACAUAGAGGAUACCUUCCUGCUCUGUCCUGCUCCUGUCGUGGAUGAGGUUGGGAGGGUGAUCUACCUGCAGGUGAGCAUGAAUGAGGGCCUCUCCUACAUCACCAGCUCUGUCCACAUCACUACCACUGAAUGUUUUGACGGCACCAUCGUGCUGGUAUCCUUGUCGGCGGUGUUCCUGUUGUUGGCUCUGCUGAUGAUGUGGUGGUUCUGGCCUCUCUGCUGCACUCUGGUGAUCAAAGAACCUCCACCACCUCCUCCUCCAGAGCCAGAGUCAGACGAUGAGGAUGGGAUGCCCAAAAAGAGGUGGCCCACAGUGGAUGCAUCCUACUAUGGAGGAAGAGGAGUGGGUGGCAUCAAACGCAUGGAGGUGCGAUGGGGGGAGAAGGGCUCGACUGAGGAAGGGGCAAAGUUGGACAAACCUAAAAAUGCAGUUAUAAAGAUGCCAGAUCAGGAAUUUGAACCGUAUGAGCCCAAACCACGAAAAGCACGACGCGGACCGCAAGAGCCAAGGAAGUGGUACUCACCCAUUAAGGGAAAGCUAGAUGCUGUGUGGUCUUUGUUCAGGAGAGGUUACGACCAAGUAUCUCUGAUGAGACCACAGUCUGGAGACGAGGGUCGCUGUAUUAAUUUCCAGCGAGUCAAAGAUGGGGAGUCCACCCCGAACAACCGGCCCCCUCCUCGCACUCAUCACUCCCCCACCCCGGCCCCUCCUCCUCAGCCCGCCGAAGAGCGACCUCUUGUGUCCAACUCUGUCCCUCGUAUCAAGCCUCCGUCGAGAGGGCCCCGCACCACGCCACCCUCCCGCGCACCCCCCCCC
Molecule: messenger RNA, 1844 nt
Organism: Notothenia coriiceps (black rockcod)
Lineage: Eukaryota; Metazoa; Chordata; Actinopteri; Perciformes; Nototheniidae
Product: anthrax toxin receptor 1-like
Exons: 18
Cellular component (GO): plasma membrane; cell surface
Molecular function (GO): transmembrane signaling receptor activity
Source: RefSeq, a predicted model, not a curated record